UCUCCUCUGUAUUUCUCUCCCUUCUGGAAGACUGGCAGGUGGCGAUAUCUCUCAUUUCCAGCUGUCACUGCAAAAUACAAACGCAAGGGAUGCCAAGAUGGCAUCCCACCCAUGCGCAUAACAAUAAUGUUAAUGGAAAAUACUGCGAUAGAGGGAGAUGGUGUGACGUAUUUUUCAAUUUUUGGGGUGAAAUCUUCAAAUACAUCUACACAAUCAAAUAAAAUCCCAAACAUACAUACACACACAAACAAAAGUGACGUAGGAAAAGUUUUGCUUGUGCAGAAGGGGCACACACUAAAAAGGUUUUUUUUCACGAGGAAUUUUUUUUGGGUAGAGAUAGACUCUCUUGUGUCUCUUCUCUUUUCUGUGUGGCCAAAUUUUUGAAUUGGAUUAAAUAUAUUUCCCUUAAAAAAAAAAUAAGAAACAGGAGGAGUCCUCGGUGUUACGAGAUAUUAUUCCACGGUUGGAAGAGAGAAAAAAAGAAGAAGGGGGGAUAAAUAUCCCGAGAAGGCAGAGAAAAAAUUUUGCGCACAACCAAAGACAGAAAAAAACACACACAGAAAAGGAUAAAAAGUGUUUUGAAAAUUGUUUUGGCCACCUGCCUCCCCGCCAAACCCCCCUCCACACAAUACCAACAAAUAAAAAAAAAACGCCAGUGAAGUGAGAAAACGUUUUUGGGGAAUUUUGUGUGCAUUCAGGCGAUAUUCCUUUAAACUCAUUUUAUCGGUUGAUUUCUAAUUUUUUUUUGUGUCUCUCUUCGGUCUUUUGGUUGUGUGCGUGUUUUCUGUGGUUCGUGGAAAAAAAGGGGAAUUGGAGGAAAAGAAUUUGUAGAAGAGACCAAAAAAGAAGAUUUUAAGUUGAAAGUGACAGUGCGAAGGGAAUUUAUUGUAGGAGAGAAAUCCCUUGAGAACUCUCCCUCUCCAACCACGCAUCAACUGUAAGAAAAAAAAAUCCCAUUUUCCCCCCACGAAAAACAAAUUGCCUACAAUUGGGGAGAUUCACACGAACAAAAAAAAACAGAGCCGUAGUAGAGGGCGCUUCAGUUGUGUUUUGUUGGUUGAAUUUGUGUGUGUGUUGAACGGACGACGACAAGAGGGAAUAAAAAAAACUGUCAGGAAGAUUUAAGGAAGCAGAUUUUUGGUGGCACAAGAAGCCCCCUAGCGCAUGUGCAACCAAGUACUUUCAUCCAAUUUCAUUUCGUCCAAGGAGCCCCCCCAAAAUGGGCACAAUUGCAGCUAUUGAGGCGUGCUGGAGCUAGGUGCUAAAGGGGGUGGUUUGUAAAUGGAGUCUAUUGGUGAGAUGCUGGAACAGCAGAUGGCUGAUGUGGAUGAUGGACAGUCCAGGGGACGGGUCGUGAUGGUUGGUGGUACAACAAUAAUAGCUACAAGUCGAAAAGAUGAUCUAAGAAUGUCACCACCGUCCAGAGUUAUUCAGCAUAUUCACAAGAUGUCUAACUUUCAGGUGGACCACGAAGGUAGCCUGGAGCUGAUAAAGCAGGAAGAUCAAAUGAAGGGUACUCAUGAGGUUGUUGUGGCGACAAUUGAAGAAUUAUCAGCUGAUGAAUUGACCCAUUCGCAAGCCCUUAAUCACAUGGCAAAGCAGGAAUUGAGUGUUAUUGUAGCCAAUCAUGAUGACAGCCAUGACAGUCAAUCAUUGCUGAGUCCGGGAAAAUUGACACCACAUUCUGCUGGCGAAAUGCUCGAUAGUUCGGAUUUUCGGAGUCUCCAUGAGCCGACAUAUCAGACAUUAACAUCAGUUAAUGGUCGAAUGUCACCGCCUGGUUUUAGUCCAAAUCAUAGUUAUGCUACCCUAACACCCCUUCAGCCACUCCCACCAAUUUCAACAAUGAGUGACAAAUUUGCCUAUGCUGGUCAUGCAAAUGCCGUCACAGGUAGUUUUACCGUGAUGCAAAAUAAUGCAAUGGAAUUGGCUGGUGGUGCUGGAAUGGCAGCCUAUACCUAUGAUAAAUUACCAAUGGGUAUAUCACCACCACAUACCUAUGCCUCAAGUCCGUCAAAUACAUUGGCGGGUAUGCAGGCUAGUCCACUAUCACCACAGUCGGCCUACAGUCAAAAUGGACUAUGUUCGCCCCAGAAGAGCCUAUCACCAGGCAAUCCAGCACCUGACUAUGACACAACCUACACUCAUAUGCGCUCAACACCGCCAUUGGCAAGUCCACAGGCGGCACCCGAACCCCCGCAGGCCUUUACACCCACCCAAAGUAUCAAUGGACUGCAUCAGGGACUCAUAGCAACAGCCACUCAGCCACAAAUUACCCAGACACAUCCACCAGGUUUGGUUCAAAUUUCAAAUAUAGCAACUGUUGCUGUUAGCAGAGAGAGCAAUGUAUCGGUAGUUAAGAGUCCAUCACCUCUUACUAGCGCCAAAUCCAAUAUGAUGGUGCCGACAAAUGGUGGUAUGGAGGCAUCUGGUGUGGCAUCAAAUGGUACAUCAACACCAUUGACAGUUACAAAUCUUGGGGCAGAUGUUGAGGAGAUCAAUACAAAGGAACUGGCACAGAGGAUAAGUGCCGAACUGAAGCGCUACAGUAUACCUCAGGCUAUAUUUGCGCAGCGUGUCCUAUGUCGAUCACAGGGUACACUAUCGGAUCUACUGAGAAAUCCAAAACCAUGGUCAAAACUCAAAUCGGGCCGUGAGACAUUUCGGCGGAUGUACAAGUGGUUGCAGGAGCCAGAAUUUCAGCGAAUGUCCGCACUGAGGCUGGCAGGUGAGUAUGGCAGUGACAUGAUGAUGAUUGGACAUUUCGAUGAUGGCUACAAUGCUAAUAACUGUGCUGUAGCUGCUCAGAUACCGCAACGGGGGAGUUGCAAGAGGAAAGAGGAAGCUGCCCAGGAUCAUAUGCCGGCACCAAAGAAGCCCAGACUUGUCUUUACAGAUCUUCAGCGACGAACACUUCAAGCAAUAUUCAAAGAAACUAAGCGACCGUCGAAGGAGAUGCAGGUGACGAUAGCUCGUCAAUUGGGCCUGGAACCAACAACAGUUGGUAAUUUCUUCAUGAAUGCCCGCCGACGGUCCAUGGACAAAUGGAAGGAUGAGACAGAUGGAAAGGGUGGUAGUAUGUGUCAUGGUGGUAUGAGUCCAGGUGGUACGACACACAGCCUAGAUCUCGAUGAUGCCGAUGAGAUGGAACUUGAACUGAGUCACACGAGUGAUCUGGAUUUGGAUCACACCACCGAUCCACCAGAUGGUGAUACGGAAGAUGGUGAUCUCUUGUGACACGAUGUCUACACUCACGAUCUCAGAGCAAUAAUGGAAGAAAAUGAUGAUAGCGCCGACAAUGCCACAAAUAACAAUGUACCCAAAGGACGCACCAGGCGCACCAAUCACAAGCGACACCUCCUCAUGCUCUAAAUUUUUUUCUCCCCCCCCUUUUUUUCCCCUUUCCUUCGAGGGAAAAAUUCCUGUUUUUUUUUUUUUUUUUUCAGAACACAAAAUGCCUACUCAAUUGUCAAAUUGACAGAAAAUCUUAAACCAGGUUCUUGGUGAGUCAGCGCUAGUGAGAGGGAUAAUUGGGUAGUCUAUGACAGCGACUUAGUUCUUUUUUACAAUUUAAGUGACAUCUGUCGUUGUCUCUUAAAACAGUUUUCAUUCGUUCACAUUCCCCGUUUAAUUAGGCUAUGCAACUAAGUAACUUUUUUCUGUGUCUGGGAUUGUCAGGAUAGGUUUUCAAUUGCAUUGGGAUCCAUACUUGACUAUAUUGACCAAAGUCCUCUCGUUUAGUAAUAACCUUUCUCGAUUUGAGAGCUCUCUCCGGUUGAGGUUUUAUCUUUACCGAUUCGAAGGUUAUAUCCAGAGAGAACUAUUACCUAGAAAUCAGUUGAAAGUUCGAACGUUUAAAUCGACGAUAUUUUUGGCGAUUGAAUUGUCAAGAAUAUCGAAAUUCGAAAUGGCAGAACAAUCAGCGUUAAAGCGGCGAGUACGUGAACUUACACUUUACGCUUCCGCUAGAUUUUCGAAUAGCUUUUGGCUUGGCUUUGGGGUGGCUUUGUCUCUUCGAAGGGUUAUUACUGAACGCAGCCAUUUAAUUUUUUUUUUAUUUAAAUUAUUAAAAUCCCAUUUUUGCGAUGCUUUUUUUUAUUUAGUUUUUUUUUUUGUUGGAGCUGUGAUUUAUUUCAAAGAGAAAGAUUGAGUUCUAGUCAUCAUAUUCUAGUCGAUAAUUAAGAAAAUAAAAGUAUAUAAAUUUUAUUUUAGUCAUUUUGAUCUCAUUUUUAUUUUACACGGAUAUUUUUUUCUAUUUAUUUAUUUUUAUUUUUAUUUUAUUUAGUGAUAAGUAUUUAGAUUUUCUUGUCAGUGGCCAUUUGUUUUUUUUGGCAAAAAUUAGAGAAUGUAUAAAGAAUAAGAGGAAACAAGAGAAAAUGUUUUGUUCUUUUUUUUUUUUUUAAAAAGAGAAAGAAAGUGAAAAAUAAAUAGAAGCAAAACCAUUUUAAUGAGCAUACAAAUAAAUAAGAUUGAAGUUACAAUAUAGAAAUGAAGAAUAAAUAAAAAUGAAGAAAAGAAAUUAUUAAGAAAACUUAGAAUUAAUGAAGCAAAAAAAGGAGACAAGUGUAAAGAAGACAAAAAGAAAUGUAAGGUUAAAAAAAGACAAGUAUCUGAAUAUUUAAUUGUAUUGUGAAGAGAAAAAAAGGUAAAAUUAAAUGAAAAUAAUAAUUAAAAAAAAACAAUGAUAGAGAUUGAAAAAAUAGGAAUAUAAAAGCAACAAGAAAGAAAAAAUAGAGAAAAAAAAACCAAAAAG
Molecule: messenger RNA, 4753 nt
Organism: Phlebotomus papatasi
Lineage: Eukaryota; Metazoa; Arthropoda; Insecta; Diptera; Psychodidae
Gene: onecut
Product: homeobox protein onecut
Exons: 5
Coding region: 1282-3237 (651 amino acids)
Biological process (GO): regulation of transcription by RNA polymerase II
Cellular component (GO): nucleus
Molecular function (GO): DNA-binding transcription factor activity, RNA polymerase II-specific; RNA polymerase II cis-regulatory region sequence-specific DNA binding
Source: RefSeq, a predicted model, not a curated record